This is a messenger RNA of Rhagoletis zephyria (snowberry fruit fly), 2358 nucleotides long. RefSeq names its product Wnt ligand secretion mediator (gene wls). The record is from RefSeq and is a predicted model, not a curated record. Lineage: Eukaryota; Metazoa; Arthropoda; Insecta; Diptera; Tephritidae. Gene Ontology annotation, molecular function: Wnt-protein binding. Gene Ontology annotation, biological process: intracellular protein transport; Wnt signaling pathway; Wnt protein secretion. Gene Ontology annotation, cellular component: organelle membrane; endomembrane system.
UGGCAUUACCAUUAACUUCUGGCACAGUCGCUAUUGAUAGCGGCAACGUUUUAUUUUACUUUUUCGUGUACAACAAAUUUUAUAUUUUUAAUAUCUAUUAAAUUCAUAGCAUUCCAAAGAUAAGUGAGGUGACUUAAAAUGACGGGCACCAUUCUAGAGAAUCUCAGUGGGCGGAAAUUAUCCGUAUUAGUUACCCUCUUAUUGUUAAGUCAAGUAGCCUGCUUUCUUUUGGGCGGUCUUCUGGCACCGUUGCCAGCCGGCCACCAAGUCAUUUUAGCCAUGGUAUGUAAAGAUACGCCCGGACGGCAGAAUGAUACGACUUUUUGGCUGCAUUUACGCGGCGAUGGAAAAUGUCCAGCUGUCUCCCAGGAGGAUAUCGAACAACACUACACGAAAAUGGCCAAUGAGAUAGUAUAUAUAUUCCAAAUGCCCUUACCGCGCGGCGAAGAAUUAGAUUAUUCACGAUGGCAACAAAAUUUGAUUGGCGUAUUGCAAGUGGAUAUUGCAUACGAACCGCAGGUAUCACUGGUCGAACCUCCUAAGGAUCUACAAUUAACUAUUGAUGCUCGUUUGGCUUACAGAAAUAAAGGUGACAAGAAACGUGAUUGGAAAUUGUAUGCACAUUCUUUGGAAAAACGUUAUCUCGAUUGUGGUAUUAAAACAGCGAGCCAAGAGGAAUCGUUAUAUUCUUGUGACAUGGUGCCACUAUUUGAAUUGGGUGAUCUUCAUCACGAUUACUAUUUGCUGAAUUUGCGUUUUCCAAUUGAUACGGACAUGAAAAUGAAUCUUGAUUUUGGGCAUAUGCACGAUCUAACUUUAACAGUAAUACAUCAGAAUGGUGGUUUCACAAAAGUGUGGUUGUCACUCAAAACAGUACUCUUCCCAUUCGUCGUGGCCAUAAUGAUUUGGUUUUGGCGUCGUGUACAUAUCCUACAACGGUCGCCUGCCCUACUCGAAUAUAUGCUUAUUUAUCUUGGUGGUGCGCUAACAUUUCUCAACUUCCCAAUAGAAUAUCUUUCUUUGUUCAUAGAAAUGCCGUAUUUGUUACUAUUGAGCGACAUUCGUCAGGGAGUCUUCUAUGCAAUGUUGCUGUCUUUCUGGUUGGUAUUUGCCGGGGAGCAUAUGUUAAUUCAGGAAUCACCAUAUAAGUCAACAAUUCGAUCUCGCUACUGGAAGCAUUUGUCUGCUGUUGUAGUAGGAUGCUUAUCUCUUUUUACUUUUGAUAUCUGUGAGCGCGGGGUUCAGAUGCGUAACCCUUUCUAUUCCAUUUGGACCACACCUAUUGGUGCUAGAGUGGCAAUGGGCUUCAUAAUUUUGGCAGCGAUUUCAGCGGGUAUUUAUUUCCUCUUUCUUUGCUACAUGGUUUGGAAAGUUUUCAGGAAUAUUGGCGCUAAACGUACUUCAUUGCCUUCUAUGUCAAAUGCACGCCGACUACACUAUGAAGGUAAGCAAGACUCGAACGUUAACAAAUUUAACUUUCUUUAUACCGAAACUAAAUAUCGUGAAUUUUUCAUUUUAGGUCUUAUAUUUAGAUUUAAAUUUCUGAUGCUAGCAACCCUGCUAUGUGCUGGACUAACAGUUGCCGGCUUUAUCAUAGGUCAAGUUGCUGAGGGUCAAUGGAAAUGGGACGAAGAUAUGGAAAUACAAUUAACAUCGGCUUUCUUAACCGGUGUCUACGGAAUGUGGAACAUUUACAUAUUUGCACUGCUUAUACUCUAUGCCCCAAGUCACAAACAAUGGCCUUCUAAUAACUCCGAUGAAACGACAAGGUCCAAUGAAAAUAUUGUUGCUGCAGCCGCAAGUGAAGAAAUUGAAUUUAGUCACUUACCUUCCGAUUCUAACCCAAGUGAGAUUUCUUCCCUCACUUCAUUCAGUAGAAAAGUAGCAUUUGAUUAAGAGGAAGUUCAAAAUACUUUUAGGAAGCUGUUAUCAGCGUUUUAAAUAGACUGAAAUUUGGCGCAGAAUGGCAAUGCAAAUCUAUGUAACUUUGUAUAUACAAUAUUUGUGCAUAUAUAUAAUGCAAUGUACUUAAACAUUAUGAACAUUAGGAGAGUGUUAAUAUGCCCAUAUGUAUGUAUUUACCCACAUAACUAAUUUUCAUAUAAGAGUAUAGCAAUAACCUAACCGCAUUUACGGUUCAAUGACUUAAAUGUUUUCAUAUAAUUAUCUUGCCAUUAACAAAUUACAAUCUCAAAAGCUAGCGUCGAUAUUAUUUUACACCAUCCAUACUAUGUUCUUAAUAUUAGUCUUAGGCACAAACGUUUAUAAACUAAGAAUAAAAUCUAACAGUAUUAUGUUUGAGGAUGUGUAUUUAAAAAGUAAGAAAAAAAUUCUUUGCCCCGUCACUUAAAGACGUAA